Molecule: messenger RNA, 2552 nt
Organism: Megalops cyprinoides (Indo-Pacific tarpon)
Lineage: Eukaryota; Metazoa; Chordata; Actinopteri; Elopiformes; Megalopidae
Exons: 15
Coding region: 474-2414 (646 amino acids)
Biological process (GO): actin filament bundle assembly; actin crosslink formation; plasma membrane organization
Cellular component (GO): nucleoplasm; cytosol
Molecular function (GO): cytoskeletal adaptor activity; protein binding
Source: RefSeq, a predicted model, not a curated record
GGAGAGAGAGAGAGGGCAUUGUCAGAGAAAGAGUGAGAGUGAGAGAGAAUGGACGGCCGAGCUUCUAGCGCCUAGAGGACUAGCAAAUCAGCUGAAGAAAAAAUACCGAAAAUCCAGCGAUUCCAUGAAAUUCCAGAAGAGCGUGAGCGAAAUACGUGAAAGUAACUUGUUCACAAUGAAGAAAGGUACAGCACGGCACCGAACGCCUGACCAUAACUUGUGAGAAAGACGGAGAGUCAAAGAAAGAGAGAAGUUAAGGGGGUCGAGGGAUUUAGACCAGCGGUGGGUUAAGAGCCCCCCUCCUCAUAAACUAAAGAGAAACGUAAUAAUAGACGGCGAAAGGGGGUGAAAAAGACAAAGACGGGAGUUACAUGUAUCUCUUUUCAACGAUGCAUUUCGAAAAAGGAGGUUGCAGUCUACUGACAUAAAUCCAACUCAGGAGCCAAUCAAAACAGCGCACAAGGAACAGCAACAUGUCUCGCUCCGAAGAGGUCAACAAGAUGACCGAAAACGUGUACAAGGGGAUCCUGGACCAGUUUAAUCCCAGUCUAAAGAAUUUUGUCACCAUGGGGAAGCACUAUGAGAAAGCACUGACAGGAGUGACCGUGGCCGCCAAGGGGUAUUUCGACGCCCUGGUCAAACUGGGAGAACUGGCCAGCGACAGCCAGGGGUCCAAAGAACUGGGUGAUACGUUAUUUCAAAUGGCAGAGGUCCACAGACAGAUUCAAGUACAGUUGGAGGAUGUGUUAAAGCUGUUCCACUCUGAGCUGCUUUCCCAGUUGGAGCAGAAACUGGAGCUGGACAUUAAAUACCUGACAGCCACGUUGAAGAAGUACCAGAGCGAGCGCAAGUCGAAGGCAGACUCCAUCGAGCGCUGUCAGUCUCAGCUGAAGAAGCUGCGCAGAAAGAGCCAGAGCAGCCGGCACCCGAACAAGUACGGAGAUCGGGAGAUGCAGUUUGUGGAGCUGAUGAGCAGGCGCCAGGGGGAGCUGGAUACCAUGGUGGCAGUGGGCUACCGCUCAGCCCUAACAGAGGAGAGGAGGAGAUACUGCUUCCUGGUGGACAGGCAGUGUGCAGUCACCAAGCUCCUCAUCAACUACCACUGCAAGGUGAGGGAGCUCCUGUCCCAGAAGCUGUCCUCCUGGCAGCAGUCCUGCUCCCAGCCCACACGCCUCCCAGAAAGGGCCCUCAACCUGCUGCGACACACGGCCCCUCAGGGCUCCGGGGCUGCUGGGAUAGCUGAGGUCCUCCGACAUGCCAAGCUGGGUGCCGCGCAGCCACUUGAACAGAGACUGUCUGUACAGGAAGUCCCCCCACUGCUCAAUGGUGACAGUACCCUUCGUUCUCAGCGUGCCGUUCCGUCUUCCCAGAGUGAGACCCCCACCCACAAUGCCCCUGGUCCCCAAACCUUCCGCGCCGUCUCUGCACAAUCCGGCAGUACCCCACAGCAGGCCGCGCUCAACCUCAGUAACAGCAACAGCAACGCGUCUGCCAAUUCCAGCCACUCCCCACACACACCGCUGCACACGGCCACCAGUAAUCUGAGCCUCUCCCAAAGUCCACCCUCUGCCCCUCUUAGUCACUGCUCCCCAGUUUCCCACAGUUCCCUCAAAGGCUUAUCCCCAUCCCAAAAUGCCCCCCAGAGCCCCCCCCUUCCCCACAGUGCCCCUCUCUCCAGAGCUCUCACACCAGUGCCACACCUGGAGGUCAUCAGCAACUCUUCGCCUUCCCACAAUCCCUUGCUGUUUAAAGCAGCCGAACUUUACGCCACCUCCACGUUGCCACUGCCACGGAAACCAGUCAGUGAGGCAAGACUGGGAUUUUUGGGAGCAACUCUGCCUCGAGUCCUUCCUCUGUCGCCCCCUCCCAGGGUAGAAGCCCUCUUUCCCCAUGCCCCUGGAGGGGUGGAGGGGGGUGGUGGAGGGGGGUCCUGCCUUCUACACUUCCUCCCUGGAGACAUCCUUAUUCUCCUGAUCUCUGAGCCACGAGAUGGGUGGCACUAUGGACAAAACGAGAGGACCGGACGGAAAGGCUGGUUCCCAUUCUCUUACACUCAGCCCUAUGCAAACACACCUGAGCCUCCUGAAAACAGCUCCCCCCUUCUCUCCAAAGUUAACAGCACCAGCACUGGGCAGCUGGACAAGCUUGGAUCCCCUGGAAUGCUGAGCUUCAGUCCAGAGGCGGGAGAGGAGCGCUCCCCACCGCACCCAGUCAGCACCUUCCGCCCUCGGCCCUACAGUAUGGUCAACCCUGACACAACUCAGGUCAGGCAUCAGAAGGGCCCUCCUACACUCCCAAAUAUCUCAGCAGAAUUUGCUUCUCCUCCACCCUCCCCAACCAGGGCCAAUCCAUUUGCCCACGUCCGCCUCCGAAAGACGGUGACCAAUGAUCGUUCUGCGCCUCUCAUCCAAUAGGAAACUCGUCUACAGGACCAACCAAUAGGAAGACAUUUUUUUUUAAAUGGGUAUUUUUUUACAACUAAAUUCAUUGAUCAAGAUAACUGAAUAGAGAACAUAUAAAACAGAGAAGCCUUGUGUUUAAAUGUUACCUAA